Liolophura sinensis is the source of this 2131-nucleotide messenger RNA. RefSeq names its product probable nuclear hormone receptor HR3. Gene Ontology annotation, biological process: regulation of transcription by RNA polymerase II. The transcript is spliced from 17 exons. Gene Ontology annotation, molecular function: zinc ion binding; RNA polymerase II cis-regulatory region sequence-specific DNA binding; nuclear receptor activity. Bases 86 to 1768 code for a protein of 560 amino acids. NCBI's taxonomy places the organism in Eukaryota, Metazoa, Mollusca, Polyplacophora, Chitonida, Chitonidae. The record is from RefSeq and is a predicted model, not a curated record. Gene Ontology annotation, cellular component: nucleus.
GUUAUUUUUAUCCGCAACGAAUGGUGUAGGAUCGAGGUCGAUUUGGGCGACUUUUUGGAAACGACUUGAUGAGGAGACCUAGAGAAUGUCAGGAGACAUGAAAGAUCAGACGGAGAGCCCAGCAAAGGGAACCCCGGCCCUCACAAACUCAGGGGACAUGUUGUAUGAAAAUUACCCUUCCCAUCAAGUCAGAACACAGGAGAAUGUCAAAGAGUAUUCUGACGCUGAUAUGGCCACAAUAAAUCAUGCAGAUAUACCCGUGCCUAUGGUAACUCAGGAAGGCUAUGUGAAAGAAUACCCAUUAAGUGGAGUAAGGGCGGACGCACUGGGAAAAGGUUUUUCUAUUAAGAGGACGGAAGGUUUGGGGAAAGCAGAACUAGGCCGGACGGGGCACAAUGCUGUGUUACCGGAGCCUCCAGGGAAAGUGUCACUCUCUGACCCGCAGGCCAAACGGAAAUACCAUUCCGCCCAAAUAGAAGUAAUUCCCUGCAAGGUGUGCGGGGAUAAAUCGUCUGGCGUCCACUAUGGGGUGAUAACCUGCGAGGGAUGUAAGGGAUUUUUCCGCCGCAGUCAGGCUGGUCCUGUCAACUAUCAAUGUCCCCGCAACAAAAACUGUUUGAUAGACCGUGUCAACCGCAACCGCUGUCAGUACUGCCGGCUGCAGAAGUGCAUCGCCCUUGGCAUGUCCAGAGACGCGGUGAAGUUUGGUCGGAUGUCCAAGAAACAGCGUGAGCGCGUAGAGGACGAGGUGAACAUGGUGAAGCAGGGUCAGCUGAAUGGGUAUGCCCCCACCUCCCCCGCACCCACCCACUACACGCAUCUCCCCAACAACGUCAACAACAACAACAACAACCAAUACAGCACUUUCACAGACACGCAGUAUCAAUAUCCGGCCAAUGGGGUGACGUCUUACCCAAGCCCCACUCCCCAGGAAUACCUGCCUGCUGGGGCUGAUGUCAACACAUACACCGUAGCGCCAGCACCACACCCGGUCGCCCUGGUGAAGGCAGUGGAUGUCAUGGAUCAUGGUACGUUCGGUAAGGCGAUAGCUGAGGCUCACAUCAGGACGUACCUGUACACAGAAGAUCAGGUGCAACAAAUGCGGCAUCAGCCUGUGUCACAGGAGCAGAUCACCGCUUAUAAAAGUAUGACUCAUCGUCAGCUUUGGCAGGAGGUGGCAGACAAAGUAACGUUAGCAGUGCAGCAGAUCAUAGAGUUUGCCAAAAUGGUGCCGGGCUUCAUGGACCUGUCUCAAGAUGAUCAGAUCAUGCUACUCAAGGCUGGAAGCUUUGAACUAGCCUUGAUCCGAUUGGUCCAAGCCUAUGAUGCGCCAAGCAAUAGCGUGAUCUUCGGCAAUAGUUUUGUUCCUCUUGAUGCCUUUACGUCUUUGAAUGAAGAGGAACGCCGUUUGAUGGACAGCAUUUUCAUAUUCGCCAAAGAAAUGCAGAUGUUGGAGUUAACAGAGACAGAGCUGGCCUUACUGAGCGCACUUAUCUUGAUCACAGGAGAUCGGCCAGGGUUGAAGGAGGUUGUUGACAUUCAGAAAUUACGAGAUAAAAUAACGUCAUCAUUAAAAAUGGAGAUCGGCUUGAAUCACCCUGGUAACGAGGAGCUGGUAACUAAGGUGCUGCACCAAAUCCCCAUCAUGCGGGGUCUGAGCUUACAGCACGUGUCUGUGCUAAACAAGUUCAAACAGACAGAGCCAGACAUGGAAUUCCCUGCCUUGCAUAAAGAACUCUUCUCCAUUGAAGGAACAGAAAGCUCAUGAGGCACUGCUGGACUGGUGCACACAAGGGAGUAGAUAUUGCUCCCAUGGUUACGCAUUGUUCACGAAAUAUGGUUAGGUUUGGUGCACUAAAUAGCCUGUGGCAUUUUUUUUUUAUACGCAAAACAAAAAGGAGGACUGUAUAUUGAAGAAGAUAUAUACAGGAGAAAAAAAGAAAAACAUAAAAAAUGCAUUUUAUCACUAUGGGCUGCACUUUAUAUUCAUCCAAUCAGAAAACGUGUUGCAAGGCUCCACCUCGGCCAAUCAGAGGCAGUGUCAGGGAAUUUGUUGGCCGUACCGCCCCAGCCAAUCACAGUGCCUAUGUCAGAAGGGGGCAUGUACAAACAUUUGUCUUAGAUUAUACAU